Messenger RNA from Ceratina calcarata, 9224 nucleotides. RefSeq lists its product as uncharacterized. Gene Ontology annotation, biological process: neuromuscular junction development; positive regulation of protein tyrosine kinase activity. Lineage: Eukaryota; Metazoa; Arthropoda; Insecta; Hymenoptera; Apidae. The coding region runs from base 311 to 3601 and encodes 1096 amino acids. The transcript has 6 exons. The record is from RefSeq and is a predicted model, not a curated record. Gene Ontology annotation, molecular function: protein kinase binding.
UAAUGUGCAGAAUACGGUUUCGAAAGGGAGCAGGACCGCAACAGAGCAGUGCACGCAGCAAGAUUGUCAAGAUGGAUGCUCGGUGCCGUCGGUGCGGAGUAUGGAUUUUGCCGCGUGAUUCGUAAACCGGAGGGUUCCCGUUGUUGUUCAGUGAGCGAGAGAAUUGCGCGCCGGGGAAGUAUCAUCGUUUUUCACGGGUGUUCCAAGGUGUUCCAUGGUGUCUCGGUAUGCAGCGUUAAGUAAACGGAGUGGUUUCGCAUAGUGAUGAGAAGAACGGCUAAAACCAGUGCGGUAGCAGCGGCCUUCUACAAUGGUGGAUAACAAUUGUAUCAUCGAGGGAAACGUCAAAUUUCGCGACGGCAAAAAGUGGAAAUCAAGAUGGUGUGUUAUGAGGAAGUUGUCACCAGUCGCAGAUUGUCUUCAUUUGCAAUUAUAUGGAGAUAGCAAGGAUCGAUAUAAGCAAGGCCAAACGAAAGCUUCUUUAAGCUUGCAACAUUUUCUUGGCGUCGAGAGCGGUUUCACUCUCGAUAAGGAAUCGAAUACGAUAGCUAUAAUAUGUCAGGAUGUAACAGUUGUCUUGGCCUUCGACACUAGAGAACGGUUGAUACAAUGGCAAGUGAAGAUCUCCAACAAUUUAGGCGAAGAUCAACAGUUCCUUAUACUGAUCUCCUCGGUCCCGUCAAAGGCGAAGGUCACAAAUGGCCCGGCACACUUGCACAUACAGGACCGUCGUUUCUGCAUCACGGUAGGUAUACCGCCGAGAUUAGUCGGCAUUUGGGAGAUCGCGCAUCUCCGACGUUACGGCGUUGUGGAAGGACGAUUCUGCUUCGAGGGCGGCUCGAGCUGCGGCCGGGGGGAGGGUCUUCACGUCCUGAUAACGGAUCAAGGCGAAGACAUCGUGAAGAUGCUGCAGUUAGCGGCGGAAGGGAAACUGACGAAAAAACGACCGCUUAGCAGGGAGCAGAUAGCGCAGGAUAGCCCGCGUCGUCAGUUCUCCCGAUCGGAAACGAGGGCCAGCGAUUUCUUCCCUUCGGCUGUUUACUCGUCCACGUACGAAGAGCAGUGCGACAGCUGCAAGAACGAGAGCUCGCCCUAUUGGUCGUCCGCGGAGAGCCGGCAGCAAGCCGAGUUCGACAGGGAUUACAGUAGCAGGGACACGGUAUCCGUCUCGGAAUUGCCCGAUCAGCCGGGGGAAUGGCGCAGCUGUUCGCUCACUCGUCAAGGUACGCCCGCUCUCGAACGAUGCGCUAGCUGCAUAAGUAAACUGGGCACCGUGUCGAAAUCUUCUACGCUCGCUACGACGACCGGCAGUAUAAGCAGCCCUGCGGGGACGAUGAAUAAUAUAGGCUGCCACUUGCAACCGCGAACUCUCGACCGGCUGUCCUUGUCCUCGUACAGUAGCAGCAGCCACGACAGCGACUAUUCCAGCUCACAACAGGUGGCGGAGUGUCAAUGCUCGAAGAAUUCGCAGCAGCAAUCGAGCGUACAACGCGCAUCGCCGAGUCCCAGCUCGCUGCCGCCACGACCACCGAAACCGUCCCAAACCACUGCCACGAAGAAGCUUAAGAAACCGCCUAUGCCACUGCCCACGGAACAAGCGUGCGUGCACUCGCGCAAGCAGUUGAUCGCGAGGAACACGACCGUCGUCGCGGGCCCGUACGAGAAUUACGACGUGCCCAAGUCGAUCUUGGGCCACCACAUGCUGAUGGAACAGAGUUCGCAACCCGAUCAGUAUUACGACACGCCAAGGAAGAUCAAAGAAUGCCUGGCACUGCCAAAAACGACCUAUCCUAAUUACGACACACCGCAAGCGCCUCAAGCGGUGGUGUUGCAGCAAUGCGGCUGUCCGGCCAAGCUCACCGUUCAGUCUCCCAGGUCUUCUGCAUGUCCUUGUCAAAAUAUGAUGAGCUGGGCCGGUUUCGUGUUGCCAUACUGUAGGCGAGGGGCAGGCAUCGAGCCGACCGGAGUCGCCGUGCACCCUGUUAAACUUUCCGGAGAAGGAAAAAUGCCCGUCGUGAACGCUAGCGGCGAGGUAGCAAUUUACGCGACAGCGCGACGGAUAACUGCGUCAGAGAACGUCGAAGACAAGAAUAAAGACAGUUGUGAAUGCCCGGAGAAUCGAAGUAACAAUUACGAGAACGUUGAACCUGUUAUCGAUACGCAACCCGAGCCCAAAGCUAAUUACGCGAACAUAGAUUUUACCCAAUCCUUGGAACAUUAUGAGAAUAGUAAAGACCUGUUGGCGAAGAGUGGAAUAUCGCAGGAGGAGAUAGAAAAAUUUUCCGACCAGAUAAAGGAUGACACUAUCGAGCCGGUCGCAGAAGAUUCGUCCAAGAUUUGCCAGAAAUGCGGUCACGUUAAGGACCGGGAGAACGAUUAUUUGGUCAUGGAUCCCGAGAAGCAAACGCCAAAGAAACCUUUCCCCAGUUAUUUACCGAUGCAGCCGGUGCACAAUGCCUGUUCAAAGGAGAUCUUGUCCCGAAUCUGCAGUGGUAUAAAGAGUUCUAGCAAUCCUUCGCUGUCCGCUUCCGCGUUGUCCGAGAGCAAAAAGAGAUCCGAUUCGGAGUUUCGCGUCCCCGGCUCGGCGAUGCUGUCCAGUCCGUAUCUUAGACGCCGUUAUCUGAAUGGAAAUAACGGAACAGAAUCCAAUGGAAAUAUUAGUAUGUUACUGAGAAAACGAUCGUACUCGGCAGAAUCUGCUCAUUAUUUAGAUGACGAAAAUCACACGUUCCCGUCGACGUUGACGAUCCACAAAUGCUCCAGCGAAGCGGACAAAGCAUCUCUAGUAAGAGAAGCUUCACCGUGCGUUAAUUCGGAGAUUAAAAUGAACCCGGAAAACGGGCAGAUAUCGGUAACGCCGCAACCGUCGUUUAUAAAGAUUCGACGCUCCUCUUCCGUUCCAUCUAAAACCGGUCAUAAUCGAGAUUCAUCGAGCAGCAAUGAUUCAGGCGUUUCCACCGGAUCUCUCAGUCACAGGACUGCAGAAUUCGUUGAAUUCGAACUGUCGCUAGCUCCAUCGACGUCGAGGAAGCAGAACGUCCUGUCCGUGUACAGAAAGAGUCCGCCGCCCACGUGUUAUCACAGCAGUUUGCCGAGGAAGUCCAAAUCCAGCGACCCGCUUCGGGAAUUGUCGUUCCAGUUUCAGAAGAUCAAGAUCCCUACGAAAUCUUCUUCGGCGGAAGCUGAUAUUCCGACAUGUCUACCGAAAACUACAAAAGGGUUCAACAGUCCGGGAGAGGUGUCCAGCACUCCUUACAUCGACUCGCGAAGCACGAGCAGCGGUACGUCCGACAUGUCCGAUUAUAUUGAGACGUUGUCGCUGUCAUCCCACUCGUCAUCCGAUACACCAGACAGUUUGAGACUGGGUGGCAGAACGGUGGCAACGACGCUGCGUCCCCGGAGCGGGAAAGAGUAUUACAAGAUUGACAGAAGUAUUCUUGUUGAGCAAGGAAGAACGUUGACGACACCAUCCGCCAAUUACGCGAAUAUAACGCCGGUGCUCGAGAAAAGCGAGUCCCCCUCGCCCGGGUACAUGAGCAGCUCGCCCUUUGAGCAGCCACAGCCCACUCGUGAACACUUUUUGUUUCCCGAUGAAGCUUGAACAGGUCGCAUUGUUUGGGAAGAGAGCGGAAAACUUGAAGUUCCUACGGAUUCCAAACAAAAUCGAUAAGAGGUAAUCAUGCUAGAUAUUAUUAACCAGGGCAUCGUGACUGUUUACACUAUACGCGGGUAUCUAGCACUUGUUCAUCUUAAAACAGUGCGCGACUUGGAACUGUAAGGUCCAAAGAUCGGUAACCAUAGAACGGACAAUGGAUCAUCGUAUUUAGAACAGCUAUCUUUCAGCUUUCUUUAAAUCUUUUCACGUCUUCUUACAAAACGAACCCGCACAAUCAAAAGAACAUAACAAUUUUAUAUAGAGAGGAAGGUUUUCCGUAAACGGAAUCUAGGUUCUAGCGUAUAGUCGAAAUGAAGUCAAUUUAAUCGAGAACACUUCCUACAACGACUCAAACAAUUUCUAAAACGUGCUCAAUAAGAAACUGUAAUAGUUUGUAUAGUAAGAAAUCCUGCCCUAAGAUAAAAAGAAGUGUGUGCAUCGUAUACUUUGUAUGGGUAUAUCGUUUUUUGGAUGUUUUAUUUUAUAUGAGUAUACUUCUAUGAUAGGGUAUUGUACUGCCGGUAAAAGCAAAACGACCCAAGCGGUUAAACGGCUUCGGGUUUAUAUACUAGUUAACACCAUCGAUUCGCAUUCUAAAAUAUACAACCAAAAAUGUAAGAGACAAUGAAAAGAGAUUGACAAAAUGAUACGGAUGAAAGCAGAUGCAAUGAAAGUAGUCAGUUGCAUAUAGCGUCUCACAGGGUUUUUCAAAUCUUACCUAAUUAUUUUCUAAAGACUAAGAUAGCGUUUAUAGCCGUCGAAUGGUCUUCUCUUUAAACAAGAAUUUAUAUGAAAGGUCGGUGGACGUCGUAGAGUCUCUGGGCAAUCAACGAUGGCACUAUGUAUAGAUUAUAAAACGAGAUACAUAACUUUAAAUAAGUCCUAAGGAUACCGCGAACGUUUAUAAACGCCCGAAGUUAUUUUCAUUCAAUUUCUACGGUCUGUGGGCAGGCCUUUUAUCGGUAAUCUUUCAAUACGAUCCUACAUUCGCGUCAUCACUUUCCUAUUAGAUUUAUCUUGUAGCUGUUACGCAACGAAUUAGUUGUUAGCCCUAAUUGCAAUAUUACUUUCCCUUAUUUACUUUUCAAGUAAUCGUAGAAAACGUACUUAAGAUAUUUUUUACUCGUACUUAACGUAUUUUCUAUUCGUACUUAACAUACACGAACGUAUAUCGUCUGUGGAAUUCUUUACCAAAAACGGGCAACAAAAAUGAGACAAAGAAUAUUUAUUUUUACUUCGACGGUGCAGGAUCUUUUCGAUAAUAAAACAUAUUUAUAAAGUAGUCGGUUAAGCGAGGGAGUACGACGCGUCGAAAGUUGGGCCUAUUUUAAUUCUGCGCAGCUUCGAACUUUCUUUGAUCGUCGUCGAGAAUUAACGAACUACGCGAGCUGGGACCGCGAGUCUUCUGUGCAUUCAUAAUUUCGAAACGAUUAAGUACUUAAAAAAAAAAGAGAAAGAGAGACGCGAGCACUGAGAAUAAUCGAGUUCUGGUAACGCGCUGGUCGAUAUAUGAUAUUAUGUAUGUACAUGCAACGUGCAGUGAUACUGAACGCAAUAAUAGGAAUGAUAGGAGUUAUAAGAAUGGAAAAAAGAGAAGGGAAAGAAUCGAUAUCGGACGUUUUCGCAUUGAGAUAUUGUUAAAGCGGAUUAUUCUCUGUUUCAAUGUACAUGUUAUGCUCUACGGAGCGGAUAAUCAAAUCAGUAUUCAGAAUCAAAAAGAUCAGCGGUAACGAGCGCUUUGCCGUGCAUAUUAGGGGUUCAUUGAACAAUGUAAAGUUAACCGGGAAUCACGAUUAAUCGUGAGGGAUAUAUACAUGUUUCCUACCCUCGCGCAAGGAAUUGUUUUCAACAGAACUCUGUAAUGUACAAUUAUAACUCCGCGCCCGUUCCUUCGAGUCCCAAUACACGUUCUCGUCUGUCGUUAUCUUUUCCGUUGCGUGAAAAGCGAAUCUGAAUUUCUGAAUGUUUGAAAUUCAAAUCUGCCUUCGCCGAUGCAUUGAAAAGAAGUAUCAGGUUCUUCUGAUCCAUUCCAAGCAAUAUCGCAUUUACCCGUAGCAAUGCUUAUCUUUUUCUAUCACGCCGCGAGUUUUCAGAGAGCGGACCGAGCAAGAUGUAAUAUAAACAGUUUACGGUACUUACAAUUUGACUCUGUAACGAGUCGUAAAAGUAUUAAAGUAGUAUUAAUCACAAGACUGAACAAGAGAACGGAAUAAUAGUUGCUGUGUGGUUAAAUCGUAGAAGAUAUCUAAAGAAGCUAGAUUUAUAUAGAAUCUUUUUUUCUCCGAUCAAUCCCUUUCUCUAAUAUUAUUUUCCGCAUCCCGUGCGUCGAACGCGUGUUCCGUGUCUUCUAUAGAGCAUAGUUCUAUAUGAUGAAACGUUGAAACGAAGAAUUCUUUGUUUGGCAAAACUUUAGGAGCCAAGCCACUGUCCAAACUCUACGAAUUUCGUAUGCUUAAGGGAAUCUCGUACUCUCCCGUGAGGACACGAACGAUAAUUAAUCAACACCGUACGAGUUAUAAUAUUAAAUCAAGAUUAAUCUCCGAGAGUGGAACGGAAACUUUUCUAUUUCUCUGUCGACGAGAAAGGUAUAAUCUUUAAGAUAAAAAAAACAAGAAGCCGACAUUGUACCCCAUAAGUUUUCAAGUAAAUAUAUUGUAUAACGUUAAGGAGUAGUAAUAGAGUUGCGUGAGAAUGACCGACGUGUUUUUACGCAACUCUAUUAUAUUAUUAUUAUUAUUAUUAUUAUUAUUAUUAUUAUUAUUAUUAUUAUUAUUAUUAUUAUUAUUAUUAUUAUAAAUCGCACGACGAUUCCCAGUCGGCUGAUCUUAAUCUGUCUUAAGAAGUUUAAUGAUAAUUAAGAUUGCGUUCAUCGAUUCUAGAGUAGCUGCGUAGUAGAUUGAUUGGGAGUCGAUUCUAUAAACACAUGCUAGUCAAAGUUAAGUACUAUCAUAGCGGAUAAUAUAUUUUUACUGUAAAAGGGACUAUCUUGCGAGUCAGGUCGGAAGCUGGACACGCGCGCCCCGUACAGAAGGAGAUAAUUAUUUAAGCGACGCUAUAUAUUUAACGUAGAUUCGUCUCUCUCUUAGAAUUCUUUUAAUUAGAUUGACUUGCAACGUACGAUGCAAAUAAGGCUUCUCGUUGUAUCACAGUUAUUGCAUUCUAAUAAGAUUUUUAAUCAGAUAAGCGAUACUUACAGAUGUAGCUUCUAGUCAACCGAACUCGAGCCUCGUACGUUGCAAUUCAACGGAUCUCAAAUGGGCUGGUGCUCAUGGAAAUGUCGCACUCUUUCUACAGCUUUUACUUCGUCUUAUCGUCCACUAUUAUUAAUCGACUUGAAAAUGAAAUAAUUUGAUGUCGAUGAGAUUUAUAUUAAGGUAGAAGUUCAGUAAAACACUUUUCUUACGAUUUUGUUCUAAGUUUAAUCAAUUGUUAGUAACAACAUUAUCUACCAGUAGAUAAAAUUUUAAGAAGUCUAGCCGUACAGUUUAGGAGAUAUCAAUUAGUAAAGUUUUGGUAUUUUACCCGAGAUUCCUAUGUUAGGUGAAGUUUAAAGCAAUGUUUUGAUGUAUUACAGCUAAACGCGUCUUACUAUUUUUUUUCGAUAAACUAAUAUGUUAUAAAAGACGUUGAUAUUGAAUUAUAUUUAAAAAAUGAAAUAUCUCAGCGGUGUCGAAUUAGGUACUUGUAAAGUGCAGAAUUUUGUAUGAAUUUCUAGCAAAAGACACGUGAGCGAAAUGAUAGUAUGUAGAUCUGGCAACAUUAAACUCGAAGAAUAUCAGCUCUGCUGUGUGUUGAGAGAGUGCGAGAAGAACGUUACAGGGUACAAACUUUUGAGUAGGAACGUAGCUAAACUACUACCUUAAACGUAUUUUACCAGGUUCACUGCCAUUUGUUUCUGGUAAUUGAAAUUCAAUUCAAGAAGUUUUGUAUGAAGCGUGCGACACGAGAUCUCAUACGCGCCAGCCUGAUACGUUCUAAAAAAACGAAAUCGCGAAUCCCUCCAGGCACUCGAACGAGCUUGAAACGAAGUUACGGAAUUGCUGGAAGUCGGCGCGACGCUUGGCAGCCUCCGAGCCUCUCGAACAACCAUAUCUAAAAGUUUACUAACGAUAUACUGAUAAUAGCGAAGUAACGUUCUCGAGGGUAUUAUUAUACGACUGCUCUGUUCAUAAUUAUUUCUGUACAUAUAGUAAUCGGUGUGUGGCAUUAGCGUAACCGAGAUUUACUUUAUUUUGUGAUCCGAGGAAAUGAUGAUACUUUUACUUGUAUAUACAUUGAGCAAGGAUUCGAGGGAAAUUCUGGUGUGAUGAAAUGCGCUCGAAGCAAUUACCACAUUUCAAUUGAUUUCACGAUACACCCUCGUCGUACAUUCAACAGCGCAAUAAUUGAUCCAGAGGGACGGAUAAAAAAGAGAGAGAUAGAGAUAGAGAGAGAGAGAGAGAGAGUUUAAUGGCGAGGGAUUAUCUAUGCAAUCCGAAACGCUUUAGUACUCACAUAUACAUAUUGUAACAUACAAAACCGAAAAGGACAGGAGGGAUAGACCGGCGAAAUUUGUACUCUCAAUUCAAGUCCCGUUUCUUAUUUCACGUAUAGGUAUACGCAUGAGAGUAAAUCGUUGUUCGCCGUGGUCGAUGCCAGCAGCCCCCGAGUUGAACGAAAGUGCUUUCGAUUGCACGCGAUCGUAGCAAUUACGGGUAAAAGCGGGGGGAAGCACAAUCGAGAGGGAUGCCGCGUCUUUCCGCGCUCUUUAACUCUUAAUGCGUCUCGUUUCUUCUUCUCCCAGUAUCGGUCCGAUCGUUCGGAUAAAAAGGAGCAACGCUUUAACUCCAUGAACCGCUAAUGGCUGUUCGAUUUCUCAAGUACCAUUCUACUUAUUUCCAGAGCAAAGUAAAAUAGUCUCGCUGUAUUCAAACGUUUACGAGCGAGACAUCAAUCUUUCGAAAACUUCGUUUUUGCUGUAGGUAAACUUGAACAGCGAAUAUAAAGCAUUAAGCGCAGCCCGGUUGGCAUCGAUCCACGAUGAACGUCCCAUCCUUAUUCAGUUAUUGCUCACGCGAACAGAAUCGCGUUCAUUCACACGGGGAGAAGCGCCGGGUGAUAAGGGCAUACAUAAAAGUGCAAGUGGAAAAAAAGGGGAAAUUGAAAUCCGUUUACUUUGUCGAUCCCUGUUCUCGACGGGAAGAUAUGUAUUCUAGGGAUUCACGGGAAAAAUAUUUCUAUCGAAUUUUAUACAGACUCGAUAUAAAGAGAUCUGGUGUUUCGGUGAAUUAAUGGGAAGAGGAAAGGCAGUAUUUGAACGUUUGUCAAAUUUUGAAAAAUCAAACAGGAGCUUACGAGACUCACGUUUGGAACGCAUUUCAUCGGGUGGAGAAUGGAAGAUGGACUUACCUUUUUUGAAGUUUUUUAUAAUCAUCGUAAGCGGGAGAGAGUGUGAGGGAGAGAGUGGACGUGUUCGAAAUCAUUAUUACGUACUUCGUAAGUAAAUUAUAGAAGAACUCAUACACAGUUUGUAGCGACUCGAGUCACUGAUUUAUUAAGGAAGUAGAAGAAAUAAAAAGAUUGAAAAUCA